Cyphellophora europaea CBS 101466 is the source of this 342-nucleotide messenger RNA. RefSeq lists its product as uncharacterized. The coding region runs from base 1 to 342 and encodes 113 amino acids. The transcript has a single exon. The record is from RefSeq and is a predicted model, not a curated record. NCBI's taxonomy places the organism in Eukaryota, Fungi, Ascomycota, Eurotiomycetes, Chaetothyriales, Cyphellophoraceae.
AUGUCGACGCCGCCGCCGCCGACGACGACGCCCAUCACCGUGCCGACAAACUUCCCAUCCCUGAUCCCGAGCUACACAUUCAAUUUCCGCAUCGGUGGCGGAGCCAGUCCCGUGGGCGGGUUGACGCGCGGCUCGCCGCUUACCGUCGUGCAUAUCGUGAGGGGGACGGUGAGUACGGAGCCGCAACCGCAGUCGCAGUCGCAGUCGCAGUCGCAGGCGGGGAGGAGUGAUGAUGGGGUGGUGAGGCUGGAGGCGACGGUUCGGGGGCAAGGGAUCGAUUAUGUGCGGAAUGAUCCGGACGGGGGGCGGAUGAGGUUGGAUGCGGGGGUUGUGGUUGAGUGA